AGUUGGGGAGGCCUGGGCAACUUGGGGGCGUUCCCUGGUGUUGCAGGGGCGCAGGUGGCUGAGGGGCAAAGCUAGGCUGUGCUUUGGGGAGGGCUAGGGGCCUUUCUGGGACGUUCAUGCCCGUGUCCUGACUUCGUGCAGAGAAGGUUCCCGAGACCCGACCUCAGCCGGAUAAGCCCCAGUGAUCUUCUGUUAACCCUGUGAAGAGUCCUCAGACUUCCAAGGGGUCAUGACAACUGCUGGCUCAUUAAGGACAUUUACACAUGAAUCCAUGUGACAUUUGAUUCUUCAGACCAGGGAGAAUAAAAUGUGUCUGUAAUUCUCAUCUCGUGGCUUUUUCAGCUCAAGGUCGCUCAUUCUGGAUAUGCUGCUGUUUUUUGCGUUGGGAUUGCUUGUACAUUUUGUGUUCUUCAGCUCCAUCUUUGACAUUUAUUUUACAUCUCCUUUGGUUCAUGGGAUGACUCCUCAGUUUACACCAUUGCCUCCCCCAGCAAGAAGAUUAGUGUUAUUUGUUGCCGAUGGCCUGAGAGCAGAUGCUCUUUAUGAAUUAGAUGAAGAUGGUAACUCUAGAGCACCGUUUAUUAGGAACGUCAUAAUGCAUGAAGGCAGCUGGGGAGUAUCUCACACACGCGUGCCAACAGAAUCUCGCCCUGGCCAUGUAGCCCUAAUAGCUGGGUUUUAUGAGGAUGUCAGUGCAGUUGCCAAAGGAUGGAAAGAAAAUCCUGUCGAAUUUGACUCUCUCUUUAAUGAGAGCAGGUACACAUGGAGCUGGGGGAGUCCGGACAUCUUGCCUAUGUUUGCCAAAGGUGCUAGUGGUGACCAUGUUUAUACCUAUAGUUAUGAUGCUCAAAAAGAGGAUUUUGGUGCUCACGAUGCCACAAAACUGGAUACCUGGGUUUUUGAUAAAGUUAAGGACUUCUUUGAUGAUGCGAGGAACAACCAGUCUUUGUUCUCAAAAGUGAAUGAGGAAAAAGUAGUUUUUUUCUUACACUUAUUAGGAAUAGAUACAAAUGGACAUGCUCACCGACCAUCGUCAAGGGAAUAUAAGGGCAAUAUUAAAAAAGUUGAUGAUGGAGUGAAGGAAAUUGUGUCAAUAUUCAAACAUUUUUAUGGUGAUGAUGGGAAAACAGCGUUUAUCUUUACCUCCGACCAUGGAAUGACAGACUGGGGCACAGGAAAGGACUGUUGGAACAAGAGCCCAGUAAUGCAGUUCUUGUUAAAAAUCUUAACAUCAUGUUUUACAUCUAUGUCUUCAGAAUGGAGAUUGGAAAACUGGAAGAGGCGAGACGUUGAUCAGGCUGACAUUGCACCCCUGAUGGCGUCUCUUAUUGGUGUUCCCUUUCCUCUUAACUCGGUGGGGACACUUCCUGUGGAGUAUCUUAACAACACUGGUCUCUUCAAAGCAGAGAGCAUGCUCACCAAUGCAGUGCAGAUUCUAGAACAGUUCAAGGUGAAGAUGACUCAGAAAAAAGAAGUUACUUUGCCAUUUUUGUUUACACCAUUUAAGUUGCUCUCUGAUUCUCAGCAGCUGGAUAUUUUAAGAAAAGCAAGGUCUUAUAUAAAACAAGAAAAAUUUGAUGAAGUAGUCUCCCUCUGCGAGGAGCUGAUUGAUCUCGCAUUGAAAGGAUUGUCCUAUUAUCACACUUACGACAGAUUCUUUCUGGGCAUCAGUGUUGCUGUUGGUUUUGUGGGAUGGAUGUCUUAUGCUUCUUUGUUAAUCCUCAAGUCUCAUUCUAAUCUCACAAGGAGUGCUAGGACGGAAGUUAAGAAGCCACACCGUCUUCUGCCAUGUAGCUUUGUAGCUAUUGGUAUUUUAAUGGCAUGCUUUCUGCUGAUCCAAGCCUGUCCCUGGACUUACUAUGUGUAUUGCUUGCUGCCGGUGCCAAUAUGGUACGCAGUUCUAAGAGAAUAUCAAGUUAUUCAGGACCUGGUUGCCUCCCUGUUGACUUUUCCUCUGAGCCACGUUGUUGCCUGCUCGCUUGUCUUUAUCUUGGGAAUUGAAGUACUGGUGUUCAGUUUCUUCUACCGCUACAUGCUGACAGCCGGACUGAUUGUGUUUGCUGGUUGGCCAUUUCUCACUCAGCUGUGGGCCCGAGCAAAGAUCACCUGCCUGAGUUGGGCUCUCUUCUCCUUGCUUCUGGCAGUGUUCCCACUGAUGCCUGUUGUGGGUAGAAAGCCAGACAUCUCUCUAGUCAUGGGUGCGGGCUUGCUGGUUCUUCUGCUGUCCCUGGCUAUUGUAACAACUCUCACAAAAAGAAAAACUACUUUGGCAAAGGAGGAGCUGUUGGUGCUUCUGUUACAGAUGCUGAGUACAGUGUUCUCUAUGUAUGUUGUAUACAGCACCCACCACAGUCUGCUAAAGAAAGAAGGCCUGCCUCUUAUGAAUCAGAUUGUGAGCUGGGCCACGUUAGCCUCCUCGUUGGUUGUGCCAUUCCUGAGUUCCACGGCUCUCUUUCAGCGACUCUCCAGCAUACUUCUUUCCUUGAUGCCAACCUACUUGCUUCUGAGCACAGGGUAUGAAGCUCUCUUUCCCUUAGCGUUGUCCUGCUUGAUGUUUGUCUGGAUACACAUGGAACAAGAGACCCUACAACAGCCUGGCGUUUCCUGCAAACAGAAGCUUGGCAGCAUUCAGUUCACCUGUAACACUGAUAUAGCUCAACUUCGACUGCUCGAUCUGGAUGACAUCCGCAGGGCCUUUUUCCUUGUUUUCUUUUUAGUGACUGCAUUUUUUGGAACUGGAAAUAUAGCUUCUAUUAAUAGCUUUGACCUUGCCUCUGUGUAUUGCUUUCUGACUGUGUUUAGUCCUUUCAUGAUGGGAGCUCUCAUGAUGUGGAAGAUUUUAAUUCCCUUUGUUCUUGUGAUGUGUGCUUUUGAAGCAGUUCAGAUAACUACCCAGCUGUCAUCAAAGGGCCUUUUCCUCGUUGUUCUUGUCAUAUCAGACAUCAUGGCUUUGCAUUUUUUCUUCUUGGUCAAGGAUUCUGGCAGCUGGCUUGAUAUUGGAACCAGCAUCAGCCACUAUGUGAUUGUCAUGUCCAUGACCAUCUUUCUGGUAUUUCUUAAUGGCCUGGCACAGUUGCUCACAACAAAGAAACUCCAACUGUAUGGCAAAUCCAAAAGGCAUCUCCUGUGAUGUUAGUAAAGCCAUUAGCCAACAUCUGCAUCCCGAUUCUCCUUAAAGAAAGUCCCACCAAGGAGUCAAGAAGAUGGAUAUUGGACCAGAGAGAUGGCUCAGUGGGUAAAAGUACUUGUUCCUCAAGGCUGACAUGAGUUUGAUCCCUGGAAUUCACGGUGGAAGGAGAAAACAGCUCCCAGAAGUUGUCCUUUGGCCUCCAUGUGCAUGCUAUGCCACACACACUGCAUUUAUAAAAGAUGGAUACUAAUGUGUAUCCCCUUUAGAGACUGUUUCAUCUGGAACUCUGGAUUUACAGGUGGUCUGACAUAUUGGAGCUUCCUUUUUCUUUCUGUUAACACAUAGAAUAACAGGUUUCUUUAGGACAUUGCCAAGAAGCUUCUUUUCUCUCUAGCUUUUGCAGGGUUGAAAUAAUGAUUGUAUCUUAGAACAGUGUAAAGCAUCCUUCAUUUUCAUUUUUUUCUUAUUUUAUCUGGCAGCUUUUUUGCAGUAAUGUUUGAGAGCACCUGCCACCCUUUGCUCCUCACAGUGCAACUUCACGGACACCCAAAGGAGCUCAUGCCCCUGUGGGGAUGGUACUGACACUCUCCAAAGUCAUCACAGUGGAGGGACUGAAUGGAAGUCACCUGUUAGAACAGAUGGCUGUCAGCCCCAGCACUGGGCUGCUUUUGUGGGAGCUCUGACUGCCUGAGCAUGUGCUGAGUAAGACAGGUGGGGCUGCUGUCUAGGGCUUUCUGAGCCACAGUGGAAAGCUCUCUGCUCAGCUUUGCCCUUUCUGUGUCCUCAGUAAGUUGGCCUCACUGUGCUUCUUCCAGGACUCUCACAGCCAAGCAGCGAGGUGAAGCUUCCACCCUUAGCUUCUGUCCAUUCCUGGGUCAUCUUGGAAUUUCUGUGGACGCUGUGGCUGUGUUGGUUAUUGUUCCAAUGUCAGUCCCCAAAUCAAAGGCUGUAGUUUCCUGACAGUGUCAUAAAGACUCAAAUUUAAAUUGAUACUCUUUCUUUUAGUCUUGAUAUUUUAAUGAGACCAAAGACCAUCAGCCAUCGCACUAGAUUUAGCUUUCCCUUUGUAUAUUCUAAUGAAUGAGGUAAUUUGUGCGUGCACACACACACACAUGCAUAUACAUGUGAACACAGGUGCCAUCAGAGUCUGUAAGAGGGUGUUGGAUCCUUGAAGCUGUAGUUUCCGGUUGUGAGAUUCCUCAAAUGGGUGCUGGGAACCAAACUCAGGUCCUUUACAGAUACUUUUACCUUCAAUAUUGUUCAUGCUCCUAGGAUAGCUAAGAAUAUGUGAUCAGUGUUUUAAUAGUCACUAUACUUGCUGAAGAUAAGUACUGUCUUUCAAGUUUGAAACAAGAAAAAUAAAAUUCAUUUUCUUUA
Messenger RNA from Alexandromys fortis (reed vole), 4507 nucleotides. It is a transcript of the gene Pign, whose product is annotated as phosphatidylinositol glycan anchor biosynthesis class N. Gene Ontology annotation, molecular function: mannose-ethanolamine phosphotransferase activity. Gene Ontology annotation, biological process: GPI anchor biosynthetic process. Bases 365 to 3130 code for a protein of 921 amino acids. Gene Ontology annotation, cellular component: endoplasmic reticulum membrane. The transcript is spliced from 31 exons. NCBI's taxonomy places the organism in Eukaryota, Metazoa, Chordata, Mammalia, Rodentia, Cricetidae. The record is from RefSeq and is a predicted model, not a curated record.